Molecule: messenger RNA, 4429 nt
Organism: Merops nubicus (carmine bee-eater)
Lineage: Eukaryota; Metazoa; Chordata; Aves; Coraciiformes; Meropidae
Product: protocadherin-23-like
Exons: 13
Biological process (GO): homophilic cell-cell adhesion
Cellular component (GO): plasma membrane
Molecular function (GO): calcium ion binding
Source: RefSeq, a predicted model, not a curated record
AUGCAAGACUACAUUGGCAAGGUCAAGGCAACAGAUGCAGAUGCUGACCGGUUUGGUGAAAUUGAGUAUUUUCUUUAUGAUGGAUUUCAUUAUUAUGAAAAAUCGAAAGCCUUCCAGAUUGACCCACGUACUGGUCAGAUCUGUGUGUCUCAAGAUAUUGACAGAGAAGCUGAUCCAACCACUUAUGAUCUCUUAGUAAAAGCUACAGAUGGGGGUGGACUGAGUGCCCAAGCUUUUGUUCGCAUCGAGAUAGAAGAUAUUAACGAUAACCAACCUGUUUUUGAACAAGCCACAUAUGUGACAAGCAUCAGCAGUCACACACAGCCAGGAACAGAGAUCCUCAAUGUUGUUGCCACCGACAGAGAUUCAGGAAUAUAUGGCAUUGUCACAUACGAACUGGUCCCAGGAGAAUUUUCUUCUUUUUUCACAGUGGAUACAUCCACAGGAAUUAUUUACCUGAUCUCAGCUCUUGGCCACGUGGGGCUUUCUGCGCUCUUCCUGACUGUUUCUGCCCAGGAUGGGGGUGGCCUUCCCUCUGCCACCAAUGCAACCGUCACAGUGAACAUCCUUCAGCCAGCUCUGGCCCCUGCCAUUUUUGAGAGAUCCCGGUACACUUUUUCUGUUCCUGAAGAUGCACCUGAAGACAGCCCUGUCGGCACUGUAAAGGCCAGGGCACCUCCAAAUUCCUUAGAAGUGGUUUCUUACAGAAUUUCCUCUGGUGAUCCACAUGGAAGAUUCUCUAUUGACUCCCAGUUUGGUGUCAUCCGCACCAAAAAACAGCUUGACCAUGAAACUCAGUCUGUUGUGGUACUCACUGUUCAGUCACAGCUGGGUAAUUCCCCUGUCUACAGUAGCACCCAGGUCAACAUAUCUGUGAUGGAUGUUAAUGACAAUCCUCCAGUAUUUCUUACCAGAUCUGAUAAGGUAACUAUUUCACAUACCCAGCCUCCUGGCACCACUGUUUAUAUUGCUCAUGCAGAAGACAAAGACAGUGGCCUAAAUGGGGUAAUCAAAUACAGUAUUGCAAGCAAGCAGUCAAAUGCAUUUAACAUUGAUCCAAGCCUUGGAGUGGUAAACCUCACCAGGACAGUGUUUGCAGACAAGCAGCAGGAAUAUACUCUACAAAUAGCAGCUGAAGACUGUGGAAGUCCUCCUCUGACUUCUUUGCUGAUGUUGACAGUGAUUGUUGAAGAGCAGAUGAUGAGCCCUGCUUUGGUUUUUCAAAACUUGGUGUAUCAAGUAGAGAUCAGUGAAGCUACCUCUCCACGUGCCCAGAUCCUUCAGGUUCAAGCACACUCGCUUGAUCCCCACAGCGUUACCUCCAAGCUGACAUAUUCCUUAGAGCCUAGCACAGAUUCUGUUGCAUUUGGAAUCAGAUCUGAUACUGGCUGGAUUUAUCUUCGGAAACAUUUAAACUACGAAUGUGCACAGGUGCUAAGUUUUAGAGCCCUGGUCAGCACCUCGGAGGAUGAAAACCUCAGACAAAAUGCAAGUACCUCAGUAAUAGUUAAAGUCCUGGAUGAAAAUGAUAAUUCUCCCACGUUUAUGCGUGAGAGCUACUUCUUUGAAACGGAGGAAAAUCCAAUUCCCAGGGGUGUGAUUGGCACCAUUACAGCUGUUGACAAGGACUCGGGAAGAAAUGGACAACUUUCCUAUUUCCUCUUGUCUGAUGGAAAGUAUUUCAAGAUGAAUUCCAACACAGGUGAAAUCAUAAACUGGGUGGCACUAGACCGUGAGAAACAAGCCCACCACCAGCUGACGGUGCUAGUGACGGACCACGGGUCCCCACGGCGCAACGCCACCGCAGCCGUCUUCAUCGCGGUGAGGGACCUCAACGACAACCGCCCCCUCUUCCCCCAGGCCGGGCCCGGGCAGGAGCUGCAGCUGAAGGUUUUGGAAGGGCAGCCAUCAGGGACACUUAUUACCACAGUCUUUGCAAAAGACUUGGAUUCUGGGAACAAUGGUGUUGUAUUGUAUUCAAUAGAAUCAGAAGAGGAUAUAGGAUGCUUCCAGAUUGAUGCUGCCAGUGGGGAGUUAAGAACAACCCGGUCUUUGUCACAUGCUGAGAGAUCAAACUACAGAAUGAUGGUCACAGCCAGGGACCAGGGGAUGCCUGCACUGCAAGGACAUGCUACUGUUUACAUCCAGGUAAUCCCAAUUCCCAGUGGAAGAUCUGUCUUCUCUCAAGAUUUCAAGCACAUUGUCAUACCUGAAAAUUUUAAACCUGCACAAGUGUUAAAUUCUUUGAGGUCACCUGAUAAUAACCUAAAAACUAAGAGAAAACUGCAUUUCAGUAUUGCUAAAGAUAAUUAUGUUCAUUUUGAAAUAGAUAGCAUGACAGGAGACCUUUUUCUUUCCAAGGAACUUGACUAUGAAACAGCUUCUCACUUCCUCUUGCAAGUUAUUAUAAAGGAUUAUAGUGAUAAUCCUCCCCAGAAUAACACUGUCUUCCUAAGUAUUGAUGUAGAAGAUCUGAAUGAUCACGCUCCGUAUUUUCAAGAUGACUUUGUAGUGAUUGGUGUAGAAGAAAAUGUACCUGUUGGCACUCUGGUUUACACAUUUGAUGCAAAAGAUGGUGAUGGCAGUUUUCUGAACAGCAAAAUACAGUAUUCCCUAGAAAUGAGUAAUGAGGGUGAGAAUCCAUUUCUUAUUCACCCUUCAGAUGGCACCUUGACCACAGUUUUUCCACUAGACAGGGAGGUGACUCGCUCUGUGAUCCUCACAGUGUCUGCAGCAGACCAGGCAAUAAAUCUGACUGAUCGCAGGCUUGAUUCCAUGGCUGUGAAAAUUGUUAUUUUAGAUGUCAAUGACAACAGCCCGAGUUUCACAUCUUUGCCUCUUGCCUCUGUCGUGGAGGACGCAGAAGUGGGCUUCCUUGUGCACCGUGUAAUUGCAAAGGAUCCUGAUGAGGGAAGAAAUGGACAAGUCACAUAUCACAUCCUUUCAGGCAAUGAAAACAAAGCAUUUAUAUUGGAUCAGAUCACAGGGCUCUUAACCACAGCCCAGCUUCUGGACCGUGAGAUCCAGGAGCGCUACAGUUUGACAGUCAUGGCUCUUGAUGAUGGCAGCCCAGCCCUCUCCGCCACGCAGGUUCUAACCAUCAUUGUUCUGGACGUGAAUGAUGAGGCCCCAAUAUUUCUGAAGCAAGUUUAUGAGGCUGCAGUUCAUGAAAACCAAGAUCCAGGGGAGUUUGUCGUCAAGGUGGAAGCUGUGGACAGAGAUGCAGGACUGAAUUCCUUGCUUCAGUAUGAAAUCUUACCAGGAACUGGUUAUGAGAAAUUCAAGAUGGACUCGGACAGUGGAGUACUUGUGACAGCUGCAUCACUGGACAGGGAAACGCAGGAGGUUUUCAGUAUUAAAGUUUUGGUUCAAGAUAGUGGAAGUCCGUUGCUGUCGAGCACGGUGACAGUUAUCUGCACAGUGCUGGAUGAAAAUGAUCACUCUCCCAUGUUUCUUCUUCCCACCUCUGAGAUCCAUAUUCCAGAGAACCAGGAGCCUUCUGUGGUUCACAUUAGCCGAGCUGUAGAUAUGGAUGCUGACAAUAACGGAGCUUUAAGAUACAAAAUAAUUGGUGGAAAUGAUGGAGAAUACUUCACACUAAAUAACACUUCGGGCAAACUGCUGGUCACUCGUAGCUUAGACAGAGAAGACAUCAGCAAUUUCACCCUUGUAAUUGAGUGCCAUGACCUAGGCAGUCCCUCAAGAAGCUCCACUGCACAGCUUUAUCUAACAGUCUUGGAUGAAAAUGACCACAGCCCAUUGUUUGCAAAUAACAGUUAUCAGAUCUCCGUGAGCGAAGACCUAGAGGAAGGCUCAGCUAUCGUGGACCUCUUUGCUUCUGAUGAAGAUGAUGGCCUGAAUGGUGAAGUUACGUACUCCCUCCUUGGCGACACUUCUGGAGCAUUUGCUGUCGACAGUGUAACGGGGUCCAUAGUUACUGCACAGGUGCUGGACAGGGAGACUAAAUCCCAAUAUACAUUCAGGGCUGUGGCUAGUGACUGUAGCACCCAUUUGCCAAGAAGCACCACUGUCAGCGUUGUGGUGCACGUUGAUGAUGUCAAUGACAAUGAUCCAGUUUUUUUUCAGAAUCCUAUCAGGGCCUUUGUGUCUGCUGAAACCCUUGUGAAUGAGACAGUAGCCACUGUGAGAGCAGAGGAUGUGGAUCUGGGAGCAAAUGGAGCCGUUGUUUUUAGUCUGAUGACAGCAGAAACUGUGUUUCAGAUCGAUGCGCAGACGGGUGACAUCAUUCUUCAGGAGCCCUUGGCUUCCAAGGGCUUCAGUACCCAGCUGCUAGUGAUGGCUUCAGAUCAGGGUAUCUCACCUCGAACAGCCACAGCUACGGUCAUGAUCUUCACAGAAGAACAAGAGGAGGAGAUUUCAUUCAGCCAUAGCCUGUAUGAAGCAAGUGUGCCUGAGAACAGUGCGGCAG